Molecule: messenger RNA, 1373 nt
Organism: Penaeus monodon (black tiger shrimp)
Lineage: Eukaryota; Metazoa; Arthropoda; Malacostraca; Decapoda; Penaeidae
Product: type-1 angiotensin II receptor-associated protein-like
Biological process (GO): angiotensin-activated signaling pathway
Cellular component (GO): plasma membrane
Source: RefSeq, a predicted model, not a curated record
CUAGGCGGAAUUCAUUAAUCCAAAUCCUCUUCAGUUUUCUAUCUUUUUUUUACUUCAUACACACUUGCCUCCAUUUGCUUUUAUUCACUCGCAUUUGUUAUUGCCAGUGUUAAAUGACCAGUAAUAAUUCUAUCGUUAAUAUCUCCACAAUCGCGUCAUAGUCCCUGAGAAUGACCGGCCCGGCCAAGAAGUUUCUCCGGGUCUUGCAACGCAUUUCCAGCUCGUCAGUAUCGCGGCAGGAUAGACUUGACGUUUUGUUUGGGAUUUUCUUCGCCCACCUCGCGCUCACAGUAUGGAGUGGCAUGUGCGGAUGUCUCGACAGCGGUUUCUUGCUCUACAACGGCAUCCUCCUCGUUACCAUCAUAUGGAGUCUGCACCACCAUGAAUCGGAGGAAGCUCCCUUCACAGCCUUUUGUGUUAACAUCCUUGCCAUCCUGUUUGACAUUGUUAAUAUGUCUUUAAAUUGGCCUGUUCUCCAGGUUGGAGGGGCCAUGAAAUUCGGAGCAGCCAUGGCUAUCCUGAAUCUCCUGUUGCGGCCUGUGUCAAGCUACCUCCUCUUCCGCAUAGUCCAGGACCGAGCAGGGCCAGAGGGCUCCUUUGGGCUGCCCUUGGGUUUCGACAGCCUCUUUGGUAUCCGGCGCAGCCCUUACGAAGACAUCGACCAGGCCUCGCAACAGACGCCCUUAGGGACCGACCCCGAGAACACCGCCGCUUCAGGGCCUCAGGCAGCAAAGGUCAUCGUCACCUAGGCUCCUCCAGCCUGAAGCUCCAAGCCUUUAAGCUUUUUGUUGGCGAGUGGACAUUAUUUUCAGCUUCUUCUGUAGCCGUGGAUGACGGAAGAGAAUAGUUUAGUUUUUUAAAAACAUUUCGCUGAUAUAUUUAUCCGAUUUAUGGAAUGGAGAAUGGAAAUGUCUUUGUAAUAUUUAUGAUUAUACGUAUUUUAACACACACAUAGAGAGAGAAAUUGAGCUUUUGAAAUAAAGGAAAGAGUGCCAGAGUUUGCGCAGUAUACGAUUUCAUUAGUCUUCUUGAUUCGUGUCCGUUGCUUCUCUUCAUUUUUCAUUAUUGUUUUACUUUAUUCAAUUUUUUCAAAUCUGAAGUUGGAAAAAUUAUUUGCGUACAUUAUAGUAUGAACAUCUCGGAGGCAGCGGUUAUAACAGUGUGGUCAAGCUAGCUGAGAAAUAAUUAUUUCUAAGUCCUAUGCUGUACUUACGUUAAUAUGUAUUGAACUGUAGAAGUAGGAAAAGAAUAAGUAUAACAACAUAGUUAAAUGGAAUCAUCAUGGAAUGUUGUCCAAAUACGAAAGUGAAAGUGCGUGAAGUUCAAAGGUUUAAUAUCAUUCUGAAAAUAUAUAAGAAAAUCAUUAAAAUCAA